Chroicocephalus ridibundus (black-headed gull) is the source of this 9348-nucleotide messenger RNA. RefSeq names its product cytosolic arginine sensor for mTORC1 subunit 2 (gene CASTOR2). Bases 301 to 1290 code for a protein of 329 amino acids. The transcript has 9 exons. NCBI's taxonomy places the organism in Eukaryota, Metazoa, Chordata, Aves, Charadriiformes, Laridae. The record is from RefSeq and is a predicted model, not a curated record. Gene Ontology annotation, biological process: negative regulation of TORC1 signaling.
GGCAAGUUGUUUGUUCCAGCGAGCACCAGCUGCUCGGCAGUUCGGGCUCCGCUGCCUCCCUGCCCGGCUCCCCUCGCCGCCCCGCCGGCCUCCUCCCACGCUCCAACUUUUCCACCCUCUGUUCCCUCAUCCCCCCCCCGCCCGCCCCCGGAGCCGGGAAGGGGGAGAAGGAGCCAAGGGCAAGGCGGGGGGGGAAAAAAAAAAAAGGCAUCGACAAUAACAGCCCCCCUCCCCCUCCCCAUUCAAAAACACAAAAUAAACCCCAGGGAUAGAUGAACUACAAAUGAGAAAGAGGAAAAGAUGGAACUGCACAUCCUAGAGCACAGGCUCAGAGUGGCCAGCAUAGCCAAGGAGAGCAUCCAGUUGUUUACCUAUGGAUUAAUCAAACUUGCUUUCCUGUCCUCCAAGACGAGGUGCAAGUUCUUCAGCCUCACGGAAACCCCAGAGGACUACACCAUCAUUGUGGAUGAAGAGGGCUUCCUAGAGCUCCCUUCCUCGGAACACUUGAGCGUGGCCGAUGCGACAUGGCUUGCCCUCAACGUGGUGUCUGGCGGAGGUGGCUUCUCCGGCUCCCAGCCCAUCGGAGUGACCAAAAUUGCCAAGUCAGUAAUAGCACCCCUAGCUGACCAAAACAUCUCAGUGUUCAUGCUCUCCACCUAUCAGACGGACUUCAUCCUGGUACGUGAGCGAGACCUGCCCUUUGUGAUGCACACGCUGGCUGCUGAGUUCACCAUCCUCAGAGUAGUGAACGGGGAGACAGUGGCUGCCGAUGACCUUGGGAUAACAAAUGGAUUUGUCAAACCAAAACUGGUUCAGAGGCCUGUCAUUCAUCCCCUUUCCAGUCCGAGUAAUAUGUUCUGCGUCACCAGCCUGGAUCCAGAUACCCUUCCCACUGUUGCUACACUCCUAAUGGAUGUCAUGUUUUACUCCAAUGGAGUAAAAGACUCAGUGGUGGGCAACGAAGACUCGGGACAUAUUCGAUUUUUCUCCUUUUCUCUCAUUGAGGGUUACAUCUCCUUGGUCAUGGAUGUCCAGACACAGCAGAGAUUUCCUAAUAAUUUGUUGUUUACAAGUGCAUCUGGCGAACUCUGGAAGAUGGUGCGGAUUGGUGGGCAGCCUCUUGGCUUCGAUGAAUGUGGAAUUGUCGCUCAGAUUUCUGAGCCUUUGGCCGCAGCCGACAUCCCAGCCUACUACAUCAGUACUUUUAAGUUUGAUCACGCGUUGGUACCUGAAGAAAAUAUAAAUGGUGUGGUCAAUGCACUCCAAGUCAGUCAAGCUGAAAAGCAUUAGAAAUCUUCUGAGCUGGUUCCAGAUGCUUUUUAUUAUUAUAAUUAUUAUUAUUAUUAUAAUUAUUAUUAUUAUUAUUCUUUUUUUCUCACAGUAUUUCUUGAAAAAUCUGAUUCCAGAGAGUGACAUGAAAAGAGACUGUGGAAAGUUGAGCAGAAACAGCUCCAAUAAGCCUUUGUUUUAAUAAUUAUUAUUAUUAUUAUUAUUAUUAUUGUUAUUUUAUUAAAUUUAUGAGCGAGGGGCAGGAGGAAAAGGAGUUCAGGCGGUUUCCUGGUGUUCAGCUCCAAGGCGAAGUAUAACCUGCCCACGUUCUCGGUGCAGGAGGAGCUGCCCGGGGACACCAGUCUCUCCCCGACGCGCGGCAGUGCGGAUGGCCCUGGGCGCUCUGCCGAGAGCUUGGCGGCACGGCUGGGACAGAUGGGCCCGUGCUCAGAGAGAGCCCUGAAAACCGUAAACAAAAUGAAAUGUGGAAUUAAACAGAAAAGACGUCGCAUAGUGCUUGCUGGCUUGUCUCCUCGCAUCAGACUUUCUGAGAACUGUCCGUCGUUACAUAUGCUGAGAUAGGAUGGAAAUUGAGUUCUGUUUUCCCAGACAAAACCGUUUGGCAUUGGAAAAGGGGGAAAUAUCCAGCUGUUUUUUUAAUUUUCCCCCUUUCCCUUUCUCUCUGCAGUCAAACCCUGCUCUGAGAAAGCCUGGGCAGGGCAGCAUUGCUGUGGCCCACCUCCUAGCUGGUGGUGUCACCAAGACUUCUGUCUGCAUUCAAACUUCACUGUUUUAGCUCAGUUUUCCCCAGUCACCCUCCCACUGCCCCCAGUGUCCUCCUGACAUGUCCCCUGCUCCAGGGCAGCUGCUGUCCCCUCGCCCCCACAUCAGAGCCAUCCCCAAGCCCUUGUGCCCCAGGGCCAGCAAGAGGAAGGAGGCACCUUUUCUCCUCUCCCCGUGGGCUUUUUCCCAUCCUCUUUGUACACGUUCAUGGGGGACGCAGGAUUUCCCGGAGUCCCUGGGUAGCUGCUCCUGCACAUCCCAGGCUACCUCGGCCAAGAGCCGCAGUGGGUUGUCCCCACCUAGGCCAGGAGGGUGCCCAAGCCCUGCUGGGUCCCUCCUGCAGUUUUUCAUCGGCUCCUUCAUCGCCAACGUGGAAAUCGCUGCCAGAUGGGGACCUGUCUGCAGGGGUUUUUCCAUUGGGUUCAGUGGGCAGCCCUUCAAAAGCAGAACGGUGCUGAAAAUGCAUCAACCCCAAGGCGUUUCCUUCUGGUCCUGUUGCGGGAAGGUGAGGUGGGCAUUUCCCAUGGAGCUUUUCCAGCAGGAGUGUGUUUGCUCUUGGCCAGAGCCAGCGGGAGCAAGGUCUCCAGGCCCAUGGUGGCACUUGCUUCCAAAUCCUGGCUGUCCCCAGCACCAUGGAGGAUGGCAGGGACCAGUGCCAGGAGAGCAAGCGUCACCCAAGACAUAGGUACCAGCAGUCUGCACUGUGCUGUGACCAUGCAGUGAGGGGUGGUGAGAAGGAGAAGCCGUCUGCAGAGGACUCUGCUUCUGUGUCUAGGAGCCCAAGCAUAUCUUGUGUUUCUAGAUUUCUUCCCAUUUCAUUUUUGACACGAAGAAAUUGCAGGCCUUACAGUUUUAAUGAGGGCUUUCCAGCUUUGCUUCAGAGACAGCCUCUAGCAUGGUUUUCCUGAGGUUGUGUCUUGCAGGUUUGAGCUGGGGUUUUGCAUUAAUCUGGAGGCAGGAAGGAAGUACCUGAGAUCGUGCCACAGGCAUGGUUUGUACUGGUGCGUAGGACAUGCAAACAGGUCUAUACUGGUGUGUAGACCUGCAGACACACACACACUGGCUUACAGCUGCUGUUUAGUUCUCCAUUCCUGGUAUUGGAGGGCUGAGCUUAACAUUUGUCGUUUCUUGUGCUGCUGGACCCAGACAUUAUGUUCCAAAUCUUUCUGAUUUUUCAUCGGUGGACUGUUUUGUGGCAGCUGGGCAGGGAAUCAGAGCAUCCACAGGAAAAAGCACGGGUAACUUUCCUUUGUAGGCCCUAGCUCAGUGAGAGCAUCCCUGCUGAGAAACACUUAGACACAUGUUUAAUACUUUACCAAACAGUUUGUUCUGCUGUUCCUUUACAUGGGUUUUCAGAAUUGCGCCAUGAUGCAUUAUAUUCACUCCAGAUUUCUGGAGUAAAGGUUUAUUCCAAGUGCGGCACCAUGCAUCUCCAUGGUCACUUGCGAAGAUGCUUUGGUCUCCUGCCGCGAGGGUGCAGCACAGGCUGUGCGGGGCGAUAUGUAGAAAGCACUCGGAGGUGUUCUGUGGGAAUCUGCGGGGCGUCGUCGGCAGCGCGCUGAGCUGAAGGGUGCGGCAGGGCAGUCGGUAGCUUUCCACCACAUAAAUUGUUGAAGAGUUUCUCCUUGGGAUGGCAGACUGGGGUGUUUGUAGGACUGCGCGGGAUUGUUUUGGAGAGGGAUACCAGCAGGUGGGUUGGUGCACAGCUACUGAGUUCCCAGCCAGGCUUUCUGAUCGGCCAAGGUGAGCCCGAGCUUCCUCUGUGUGCGUGGACAGUGUCACUGGGACAGGGUCGUCUUUGUGCUCCCGGGUUUUGUCAGCCAUUGGAAAAUGAUUAUUUAGCCACUUUCCGCACCAGAGAACAACGUGCGUUACGCUCUGCCCGUGCUAGUGCUGCUUGCUAAGGACCGCGACAUGGAUGGUAAGGAAUUACUUGAAACGAGCAUCAACUUGCUGAGCCUUAAGAGAAAAAAAUUGGUUUUAAUUAUUUUAUUGUUUUUUAACUUUGCACUCAGGCUAUUUUAGAGGUUGAUUUUUUUUUAAUUUAGAUUCUCCACUUUUUUCCCUGAGGGAGUCAGCCUUAAAUGUGCGAAAUCUGUAGAAAUUUUGGGGGUGUUUCAAAACUUCCCAAAGCAGGUUGAUGUCCCGGCAUGAGAAAGUUAGCCUGAAAAAUUCACAGGGUGUCUGUGCCGUCAUCCUCGGCUUCACCUCUUUAUUUCCUCUCUUGUUUUGUCCUGAGAACCAAGAAGUUUGUUUCAGACAACUUGGGGUAGUUUGAUGCCUUUCCUUUAGCGUUCCCCACAUCGCUUUGCUGGUGGGAACUGAGUUACUCUGAAUUUAGCCAGAAUUGUUGAACCUUGCACCAGAGCCUAGGGAAGGGCAGCCCGGCGUAUGGGCAGGACCCGUGCAGUGGUGUUGCUUCUGAGACCUUCACUGGGUAAGGCGGGAAGGGGUCUGUAGGGGCUUUGUUAAAAAAAAAUUAAUAUAAUAAUAAUAGAAGAGCACAGUGCUGAAUGAGCCCAAAGCAGUGGCUCUUAACGCUGCUCAACAGCUCCCGCUCUCCCGGCACCUGGCCUUUGGGGUGGGGGAAAAAAAUUGAAGGGUCUUUUUUUUUUUAAAUGCCUUAUGAUACUAAUGUCUCUGAGCAUCCCUGGCAUUGCGCUGUUUGACGCUGAGUGGAUAAAAGGAGGACUAUGUCCUAGUGGGACGCCCUUCGGCUGGGAGCUGCAUCGUGGGAAGCCCGGGUUACCCGUCAGCUGCCCCGAGCAUCUCGCGGGGCUGCCUGCAGGGUCUCACCCCUAUCACCCCAACACUGCCGGACCCUCCCCCUGCCCUCACGGUUCCUCUCGUUGCACAAAAAUUCACCAAACAGCCAAAAUGCAAAAAGCGUUUCCAGCGCUGCAAGGAGGGGUGGGCAGGGAAGGAGGCCGCAGCCCUCCUGCGCCCUCCUUGUUUCUCCGAGGCCUUUGUUUUCUUAGAAACGUCAACCUUUCUCAUGUUGUGUGUGUUACUAUGUAGGUUUUUGUCUUUUUUCCCUGGCCCCAAUUAGGUUUUGGCUGCAGAUUCCUUUCUACUGUGCAAGUGUGUGUGUAUGUUCAUAUAAUUGUAUAGUGUUUACAUAGAAAUACUUAGUAUGUCUCUAUUGUACACUUAUAUCUAUAAAUACCUGUGGUUUAUGUUCGUAUGGCUAUAUACUGUACAUAGCAUAUAUACUUGAGCAAUAUAGGUUAAUAUAUACUGUGUGGGUACAUGUGUGUAUACUCUAGGCACACGCUCUGUGUGUGCAUAUAUAUAUGUAGUAAGUACUGUAUACACACAUUUAUUCACCAUAUAUUUUUAAUUCAAGUAUAUAGGCAAUAUGAAUACUUAGUUAUGCUCUCGGGAUUUCUCUCCACGUUUUUAGGGAAGAGCAGCAGUGAAGCUGACCUGGAGCAAAGCUGUGGCUCCUCCGCCUGCGGCGCGCGGGCAGAGACGCCCGCCGGUGCGCAGCUUCCGAAACCCCCCCUUCCUCUUCAGUUUGGUGCCUCAAGCACAGAGACUGUAGGAAAAUUGCUCCUUUUUCUUCAUACAUAUUUUAGUUGCUACCCUGAAUUGCUUCAGACCAUUGUUUGCCAAGUGCCUGCCUGGACCCUGGAGGGUUUGCAAUGGGGCUUCCAGUCCCUGCGAGCCCCGAGGCUGGCUGUGGGCACCGGCCAUGGGGAGCACCUCCUGAACCUCCCGCCUGACAGGUCUUCGGCACGGCCUGGGCUUGUCGCCACUUUUCCGCCGGAAAAGCUCAUGGUGGCCUUGCCCAGCGUCUCCGCGCGAGGCUGCAGGUGCGGGGUUUCCCGGUAGAUGUGGCUGUUGGUGGCUCAGGGGCCAGAAGGCAAUCCACAGCUUUGGUAUUUUUUGGGAAAUGCGUACUUGUUGGCCUGUGAGGAGCUUUAAAUCAGUGGGUUACUUUUAAAUAGAUGGAAAUGUUGGAGGGUCUUUUCCCGUUAAAAGUAAGAGCGGCUGUUUGAACUCGGUGAUUGGAAGUGUGUGGUCUCAUAGUCGGAGUUGCCUGCUGACCAGCAGAGCCGUCUUAGGGUCUAGGUGGGAAAAGGUUUUUACCCAAAACAUGCCCUAGUUUCAUAUUUCAGUUUCCUUUUUGAGUUGUGCAAAUAUGAAUGUAUGCAGGUUUGCUCAUUGUUGUUGUGAACAUGAAAGCAUUUUCAUUCUUUUUCCUCUUUGAAUCAAACAGACCUCCUCUCCCUGCCCACCCCAGUAGCCCCCUGGGGGUGCAUUUCUCCCCGUAGCACCAUCCCAGCAAGGGUGGCACGAGCCCUCCCAAACCCCCGCUAUUCACAAAGCCUUCCGAUGCUCAGCCUCUCCGCGGGGGAAAGCCUCCAAGUCUGACCGUGUGUUUUGAGGUAAUGGUGGUGUUGGGCACUGUGGCCAGAGGGGUUAGUCACGUCCUUGUGGUUUUUCCCAUCCAUGUACCCACACGUACUGGUCGAGAGCACCGGGGCAUUCAGCCUUCCUACUUUAGAGGUCAACGACUUGAGUAGAAGGUGCUGGGUCCUGUGUCGCCACAGCCAGCGCUCAGUGAGAGCAAAUGUUCCUGUUGUGGCACUGGAUAAUUGGUAUUUUCUGAUUAUGGCAAGGGAGAAAUUCUUCGUUCAGCCCAAGCCUGAGCGUCGGCUGCUAGCUCCCAAGCGAAGGUGUCUCACAGCAGCAUUCAGUGAUGGACAAGAAAUCAUUUUCUGAUGAGGAUUUCUUUUUUCUCUGUUACUGUGACUAUUGUGGACAUCUCCAGUAAGCAGCUUAAGGCAUCUCACUUACCUGCUCCAGUCCUGCCUGCAAACGUUGGAUUGGAUUAAACUUUUAUUACCUGCUAGAGAGUAAAACCCAGUAAUCCUUUGCCAAACAGUAUUUACGUUUUCUAGCAUGUGCUGGGGUGUGUUUACAUUGGCCGAGAUGUGCAGAUCUGCCUCCGGAUCUAGAUACCUUCUCCCCAUGAGCGCCUCUGUCUGUCCAUACCCGGCGUGGGCCCUGUGUGCCGGGGGCCAGCACCGUGCCUCGGGCGUCCUCCAGCUCUGAGCCGGUACCAAAAUGCUCCGUGCGCGUCCCCAGCGAGGGCUGUGGGACCUUCCCGGGACACCUGGGAGGGAAACGCUCGACUGUGAAUCUUGAAUUAUUCUGCCGUCUUCAGCCCCCCAGUGUCCAUCCCUUGGCCUCCUUCUUUAUUUAACCUCACUGAAGCACAGCACCAUUGAAAUACCAGCUCUGUCAGCACAGGUGGAGAAGAGGGCUGGGUUCUGCAACACGGGACCUGCACUGGAGGCUGAGCAGCAAAUCCUUGCUGUGGCAGCAAUAGCCCCUGCAGAAGCUCUGGCGAGUGUGGAGCGAUGCACAGACCCUGUCUGAAGCAGGGGAAAUAGAUGAUGUAUGUGUCAAACAAAGCAUAUUAUAAUUUUAGGGUGUGAAUGUGCAGAGAAACAUACCUCUUUGGAACAUACAGAGCCAAGAUGUCCCUUUCUUGGUCUCUCUAGACAGCACCAGCCAUUUCUCCUGCAGGUUGGGAAGAUACUUUGUAUACUGAAGCCUAGGACUGAAUGUUCCGUUGUAAUUGCAGGUUACAUGUAAUAGCUUCUCCCCAAUAGCUUUGUAAAUUCUCCUGUGGAGGUUACCUGUGCUGCUGCCUGCCCUGGGUUUGGUGAGAGCCCGACCUGAUGGGGCACAAAGCCCAGAUAUCCCCGUCCCCGCUGACGGCCCGUAAAUUCUGUGGCCGAGGCGCAGGGAGCCGGGGUGGGACGGCAGCCGCACACCUCCUGCCCGGCCGCAGCGUGGCACGGUGCAGCCCAGCCCGGCCACGCCAGUGGGGCUGUGGUUGCAAAGCAGCUGCUGAAUUCCCUAGACUCCUUUGGGUUUGGGGGUUUUUUUUCAUCCUUUUUUAGCUUUCUGCAGAAUUUUGUAAAUGAAGUGUGGGUGGAUUUUGGAUGGAGCUGGACAGAGAUGCCCAGCAGGAGUCUGGCAGGAUUCAAAGUUUGAAAUAUCUCUGAGCGCGGAGCGGGCGCUCUUUGCUCCCCUCUGUCUCAGCUCUGUCCUCUGGCUGCACCACAGGAGAGCCCAUCAGCUGCCCAGUGUCCCUUUCCAGGCACAUCCAUCGGUUCUGCCAGUGUCCUCCCAACCCUAAAAGAUGAUGCAAAAAAAAAGGGCACUUUUCGUCCUUCAUUUUGGGGGGGCCAGUUGCUUUUUUCCUCCCUGUGUGGAUGUGGCAGACGCAGUGUCUCUUGCACACCGCAUUUGGGAAGAUGCCGUCAGAGGCUGGCUGUGGUUUGGGGUCCCCCUGCUCCGCCCAGCUCUCUGCUGCUAUUCAGCAUCUUCAGGAUUUGAAACCAGCUUUCUGCAACUACAGUAAUAAGCUUUUUCUUUUUCCCAAAGGAUUCCUACCAGCUCUUUUGUAACUUGAAAAGUGUGGUUUUCCAGGUAUGUCACUCCCUGGCCAUUGUGGGAAUGCUGCUGGAAGCACCCCACUUGCCAGGAUGGCUCCUUUGGGCCCCAAAAGAGGAGUUCAGGCCCCGAAAGAGGAGUUCAGCCCCGUUUGCCUGAUGGAACUCGCUGAAGCAGCCCCCGGGCUCAGGCUGGUGGAGGCUGCUCUGGGGGACAGGGCGCACACGGAGAUACAGCCUUGGCAAACGGAGCCGCUUUGCCUCCCGUGUCCUUGCUGCCCACACAGAGUCACCCCCAUCGGCUGGAAGGGGGCGUGGAGGGAAUUUCCCUUUUGCUGAAGAAAACCAGCAGUCUCCUGUCUGGGUUUGUGAUCGGUGGGAAGAGCGAAAAGAGCAUUUGUGUUGUGGUUUAACCCCGGCCGGCAGCUAGAACCACACAGUCACUUGCUCGCUUGCUUCUCCCCGUCCCGAGUGGGAUGGAGACAAGAAUCGGAAAAGUAAGGAAAACUCAUGGGUUGAGCUAAAGGAAUUUUAAUAAGUAAAGCAAAAGCUGUGCAGACAAGCAAAGCAAACCAAGGAAUUCAUUCCCAGCUUCCCAUCGCAGGCGGGUGCUCAGCCAUCCCCAGGAAAGCUGGGUUCCAUCGCGCCUAACGGUGACUUGGGAAGACAAAACACCGUCGCUGCGAACGUCCCCCCUCUUCCUUCCUCUUCCCCAGCUUUAUAUACUGACCAAUGACACCAUAUGGUAUGGAAUAUCCUUUGGGUCAGUUGGGGUCAGCCGUCCGAGCCGUGUCCCCUCCCAGCUCCUUGUGCUCCGCAGCCCAUCGCCAGUGGGGUGGGGUGAGGAGCAGAAAAGGCCUGGGCUGCUCAGCAGCAACCCAAA